Odontomachus brunneus is the source of this 10650-nucleotide messenger RNA. RefSeq names its product B-box type zinc finger protein ncl-1-like. Gene Ontology annotation, molecular function: protein binding; zinc ion binding; ubiquitin-protein transferase activity. The record is from RefSeq and is a predicted model, not a curated record. NCBI's taxonomy places the organism in Eukaryota, Metazoa, Arthropoda, Insecta, Hymenoptera, Formicidae. Bases 1015 to 3888 code for a protein of 957 amino acids. Gene Ontology annotation, cellular component: chromatin; nucleoplasm. The transcript is spliced from 9 exons. Gene Ontology annotation, biological process: positive regulation of DNA-templated transcription.
AUUCAACGACCGCAUAUCGAGGGGACGAGCUCGUUCCACGGUUCGAAUGCUUUAUUCGCUUCGUUCCACGUAUGAAGAAGUGCGAAAUAUUCGCGGCCGAGGCGUCGAUCGCAAGACAAAAGAGCUACAGUCGUCGCCGCGUAUAAUCGCGAAGUGAUCUCGCGCGCGUACCGUGAGACUGAUAAUGCUCGAAAGCACUCGCGCUACACGAGCUAUAGCGUCGAGCUGCAGCAAAUCGACGAUUGGCAAGUCUUAGUGCGCGACCACGACAGCGGCGAGGGGUAUUGCGACGACGACGACGACGACGACGGCGAGGUAGUGACGGCAGUGAGUGCUCGACAACGUCUCAGCAAGACGACUGUAAAUAAAUGCACGUAGGCGCACGACUGGCUGCGUCAGUUACACGACUCUCGAACCGUCUCGAAGAACGAAGUUAACUGCGUAACGUAUAUCUACAUUGUAGACCGUUAGUCGUGCGACACGCGCACAGACUCGCGAACCAGACUCUGCUCGAGCGAUUCGAUUUUUUCAAGCGCGCGCUCACGUCUUUCUCUCUCUUUCUCUUCCCCCCUCUCCCCUAUUCUCUUUCUCUUCGUCACUCCCCCCUCCGUCACCCCUCUCCCCAGUGGCGUGCGUCUUCGCGUUACCAAGCUCAUUUCGUCGUGUACUCGUGAGCUUCCUCGGCUUCCUCGCGAUCGCCUCGUGUUUUGUUUCUCCGAGCGAGCGAGUGAGUGAGUGCGCGCGACAGUGCAAUGUUUUGGAGUACGCGCUCCUCGUGAAAUCUCUCCGAGGAACUUUCAUCUCUCAGUCGUUCGUUCUCUCGGUCCGACGACUACGCGGAGACGAAUAGAGAAAGAGCAGGAAGGGAGGAGAAGCGUGUGAAUCCCCGACGCCAAAUCGCAUUCGCGAGCGGUAUUCGUCAGGCAGUGCACGGCCGGAGAACGUCGCGGCGAACAUCGUCGUCCCGCUCGAGGCUCCCUCUCCCGCUGGAUCGCGCGCGGACGGCAUCGCACGAUGGCAUCGUCCACGGUGGCUGUUCCGUCCGGGGCGGCCUCGGUGCCGCCGACUGGCGCAACGAGCGCCAUCGGCAACGGCACCGAGGAGAUCGACGGCAGCGAUCUGUACGGCAAUGACAAUCGCAACUCCGUGAACGCCGCCAGCAGCGGCGGCGGCAGCGGGUACAAUAACAGCGCUGGCAACCCGGGCGACGCUCUGGAGGAGAUGGCAUGCGGCAACGGCGGGAGCAACGAACAGGGCUGCACCUUGUGCAGAAACAAACUGUGCUCGCCCCGAGUGCUGUCCUGCCUCCACGUGUUCUGCGAGGUGUGUUUGGACAAGCUGCUGAUGGACGAGGCUGGGGACUCCAAGGUGGUCUCGGUCAUCAGCUGUCCGAUAUGUCAGCAAGAGACUUCCGUUAGUUCUAAGGGCGCCGCGUCGCUCACGUGCGACUACGUUCUCACCAACAUACUGGACAUGUCCGCCAUUGAGAGCAUGGCUGUGCUGUGUACCUCGUGCAAGGCCAAAGAGAGCGCUGUGGCGCGCUGUUCGGACUGCGCCAAUUUCCUGUGCCCAAACUGCAACACGGCACACCAGUUCAUGCGCUGCUUCGAGAGCCACAAGGUCGUGGCGUUUGAAGACCUCAAGCAAUCUAAGGAAGCUAUCCCGAUACAUAAGCCGAUAUUUUGCGAGUGUCAUCCCGCCGAGAACAUGAAGUUCUACUGUCACACGUGUCAGGAACCUAUCUGCAACGAAUGUCUACUUGUGGAACAUAAAGCUCCAGAGCAUCAGUACGAUCGACUGACAGAUGCAGAACCACGACAGAAAGAGGAAUUAUUUAAUCUGAUGGCUGAAAGUAAAGCGAAAAUUUCCGAAUGUGAUCAGAUCUCGACGCAAUUAGAUAAUGCGUUAAGCGAGCUGCAGGUACAACACGACCAAGCAAAAGAUCUAAUUGUGGAAACUUUUCAAAGUUACAAGGCCGUACUGGAAAAAUGUAAAGCUAACGCAUUGGAAGAACUCGGAAAACUUCACGAAGCCAGGGAACUUGAAAUAAUGGACACUUUUCACAAUGUUGAAAAAACCGUGGAGAAAAUAGAGGAUGCUUGUCGUUUCACUUCAAGACUCCUUGAGCACGGCGACGCAGUAGAAAUGUUAGCUCUUCGUCGUGUCGUAGGAGCACAAUUGAUGAACCUGAUAAAAAACACUCCAAAAUACAACGUAACAUACUCGAUCGAGUUUCAGACCGACUAUAAUCAUUUCGAAAAAACCGUCAAGGAGGUAUUUGGAAAGUUUCGUACCGAGGGCACAUCGACCUCAGUGAAGACUCUUCCCGAGCCGAUCUCAACUAUAUCAGGAGUCUCUACGAAUCAGCAGAUGGUCCACACUUCGAUCGGCUGUGCGAGUUCUCUCAGUACAAGCUCCCCCAUCUCGCUUCCCGCGUCAAUGCAAUCCUCGUUCGAAGGUGAACCCUCGUUCGUUAUUCCGCCAACCACGAGUCCUCAAAAUAUCCCGCCUCCACCACCACCCGUACCUCUUCCACCAGGUCCUAUUCACGGGCUGACCAGCAUACAAGAGUACAAUCUCCAGCGACUGGCUAGUUUAGCGGAGAAGGACAUGGUGGGUGACACCGAUGUCGUAGGACCUAGCUCGAACCCUAGUCCAACUCCGUCCUUCACGUUGGCAGACCUGUUUGCCGGGGACCUAAGUUCAACGAGCCACGCCAUUAACAAUUUACAGGCUCUUGCAAAACUAGGAAAUACUCUUGGCAAUCAAGAUCUGGGAAAUGCUACGAUUAACGGUGGUGGUGGAUUAGUAUUGGGACGUGGAUCUUCACCAGCCAUUGUGGACGCCCCAAUAGUGGGCUCUCUGGCUGCCAGUAGUUUAUUAAAUGGAGGAUUCCAGUCAAUGUCCUCUUCCACUUCGCCAAUACUUUCACAGGGUACUGACGAUUUAAUAGGUGAUUCCAUGCAUAACAUGCCUGUAGUAGUAGGGAAUACUGUUGCCAAUGUAACCGGAUCAGGGACAGCGAAUUAUGCUCAUCCGCGUUCAAACAAUACAAAAUUGACGCCUAUGCAUAUCCGAAGCAAAUUUGGACAAUUAGGACCUAGUAAAGGGCAAUUUAAUUCGCCACAUGGAUUUUGUCUAGGAACCGACGAGGAUAUUAUUGUCGCGGACACGAAUAAUCAUAGAAUUCAGAUUUUUGAUAAGACUGGUACCUUCAAGUUUCAAUUCGGCGUUCCUGGCAAAGAGGAAGGACAGUUGUGGUAUCCCAGAAAAGUGGCCGUUAUGAGAAAUAAUGGCAAAUUCGUUGUAUGUGAUCGGGGAAACGAACGGUCCCGUAUGCAAAUAUUUACGAAGAGCGGUCACUUUAUAAAGAAAAUCGCUAUUCGUUACAUCGAUAUCGUAGCUGGCCUAGCUGUUACCAGUCAAGGACACAUUGUGGCUGUUGACAGUGUGUCGCCAACUGUGUUCGUAAUCAGUGAUAACGGAGACCUUUUAAGGUGGUUUGAUUGCAGUGACUACAUGAGAGAACCGAGUGAUAUCGCUAUCAGUGGCAAGGAAUAUUUCGUUUGCGACUUUAAAGGACAUUGUGUUGUGGUGUUUAACGAAGAUGGUAAAUUCCUGCGUCGCAUUGGCUGUGAGAAUUUAACAAACUUCCCAAACGGGAUCGAUAUUAGCGAUGCAGGAGACGUAUUAAUUGGAGAUUCGCAUGGCAAUCGUUUCCAUGUAGCUGUCUUUUCCAGAGAUGGGUCUUUAAUUUCGGAAUUUGAAUGUCCAUAUGUGAAGGUAUCUCGAUGUUGUGGCUUAAAAAUAACUUCGGAGGGAUAUAUUGUAACACUGGCGAAAAACAACCACCAUGUCCUCGUAUUGAACACACUUUAUAUAUUAUGAAGUGGAAUCAGACGAAUAAGUAUAACUUCUUUCCUGCAAGUGGAAACCUUUGGAAACCGCUCUCAACGAAAGAUGGGAAAGGCACGCCCAAGGAAUUAUGUUCGAAUUUUGGGCCUAUUGAAGCAAUAGAAACAAGUGCAGCAUGCAGCUUUAAUAGUUGUAAAAGUAUAAUGCGUCCCUCUUUUAUGAAAGUAACAAUGUUGAAAAAAAAGCAAAAGGUAAUGUACGUCUCCGACCAAACAGUAUAAUAGUAACUUAGCAACUUGCAUUUUGGUAAACUGCCAAAGUAAAUUAAAUUAACUAAGUGGAACCAGUUAUAAAGAAGCAGUAAGCGUUAUAUCGACCGAAGCCAGUCGGGUCGCUUGUAGUAGAGAAAGCAAUCUACAUAUGGCCUUCCGUCAAAAUUGGUUGUUAUACAUCAUUUUUGACACAUCAGUAUUUUAAGUAUGUUUGUAAAUCAAAUUAUUCUAGUCUCCAACGAGCACCUUUUACACGCCGAUAAUUUCAUUUUUUACGCUUGUGAAAUAAGACGUUCUCGUCUUGGUUUUAAUUACAUUUGAGAAGAACAUAGGUCUUAGUCCUAAUCAGUGCUUCAGGAUACACAAGGGUGCACACAUUACGUUCAAAAUUUUUCAUUUAAGAACUCUAUAAGUAACUAAUAAGCUCAGCAGGAUAACUUUCAUGACGUGAGGAUCAAAAUUUUCCGCUUAACAGAAAAAUAAAAAAAAAAGCGUUGCAUGCUGCGAGGUAGUUGGUAGUACUUCCUGCUCUUAUCAUAUCGUAUUUCUAAAGAAAGACAAUGAAACGAUACUCCUCAUUGCAGCAGGCACGAAGCUUAAAGAGAGCUAUGUUCCUGAUUUCUUUCUGCGCGUUUGAAAAUGAUAGUUGAGAACGUUAAUAUAAAAGCAACGUUAAUGUGCAAGGAAUAGAUUAUGGUAUGUUGAAAAUCAAACGUUUAAUAUCUUAUAAGGAAGGUGUCGUACAGAGGAUACUUUGUGAGCAUAAAAGGUGAAAUAAUUAUUUACACUUAACGAAAAAAAAACGAGUAGAUCCCAUUUGUGCAUUGUUAAAAUUAGACGAGACACAUAAUGGUUACAAUAUUUACUCAGGAUGCUUUAUUAUUAUGGUCCACUAUAUAUGAAUAUAAUAUAUAUACGUGUGUGAAUUAUUGGUUCGUGGUGCUAGCGAAUAAUAUAUCCAUACAGUGUAAAUGUAUUUGUUAUAAAGUUACAGGAAUCGUUGCCCCCGCAUUUCGUAGAUGUAAGGGUAACGAUUCUGUGUAAUGUAUUAUAUAAGAUUCGUAAGAACAUAUGCCACCCCGGUAUCACAUAGGGACGAUACUUUAUCUAUGUAAAGAGAGGGAAGAUAACGUACAGUUUGCUAAACAACCUCUAUUUAUGUACAUAUUAAUACGAUCCAUGAGAGAAGGGGGGGAAACCACAUAAGACACAUACAUAUAUAGAAAUACACAUAUUUUUUAGGGUUGUUUACAUGAUCAGCCUUAAGAUUUGAUUGAACUAAAAUGCAAUGUGUAUACAACAAUGUACAUCAGAUAUUUGGCAGAUUGCUACACUGUGUUACCUUAUAUUAUCUACAAUAAUGUUUAAUUACGAAUACUAUCUUGCCAUACCAAAUGCUAGGUAGCACAUCCAUAUAUACAUAAAUAUACAUAAAUAAAUAAAUAAAUAAAUACAUACAUAUUUAUUUACAUAAAUAUAUGUAUAUUUAUUUAUUUAUUUAUACGCGACUAGCUUUAUCGGAUUUGUUUUGCAAACAGGAAAUUGUCUGAUUUCAUUAUUCACGUAUGGGACAAACGUGAAAUUAGAAGAACGAGGAAUACGGAAAAAGAAAGAGGACAGUAAUAGGAGGCUAUUUAAAAAAAAAAUUCGCGCAUAAUGUCAGAAUUUCUAAUAAAAUUGCACGAAGCCUACGUACAUACACCUAAGCUAAUCAGUCGUACUCAUCUCGUAAUGUUAGAAGUUUUAAUUUUAUAUAUAAAGAAGAAAAAAGGAAAGAGAGAAAAACUAAUCUUGAAAUAUUUAAUAGUCAUGGUUAGCAGAGUUAUAUAAAUAAUGCCUGUGAUAAUAGUAUCGUCAGGAUAAGUUGUGUCCUUAAAGAGUCUCUGAUGUUGUUGCUAGGUAAAUAUAAUUAGAAGUAUCAAUGAGAGAUACCAUUGGUGCCGUCUGGAGGGUGUGUUUAUGCACAAUAACACCUAACGCAGAGCCAUCAAUCGUCUCUGAUGAUACGUUACAUAUGAAAAAAGAAAAAGAGGAUAUUCAAAAUAAAGAGAACAUGUUGCAAAAUUUUUGCCAGUCAUAUUAAAAACUCAUAGUGUAACGAAUGGAUGACCAUUAACGAGAGGGUCUUUUACCUCACAAAAUUAUUAUAUUACGCUCACCUUAUAUAUACUUGAAUAUUUUAGUAUAGAUUUACUCUAUUUACAUAUUUUUAUCUGUGAAAGACUACUUGGCUAAUUUAGGCCACUGUUGAAAUUCACCCCUUAUUUGCCUUGAUGUUUAAAUUACAACAAUAAUAUUAAAAGGAAAAAAAAAGAACGAGAAUUACUUGUUACGUAAAUGGUAAUUGUGAUAGAUUUUUUGAUGAUUUUUACAAUCUCAAAAGUCUUAUUAUCCUAAUAUGUAUAGAAUUAUAUAGUCACUCUGUACGUACUAGAUAAACUUUGCUUACAUUGUUAAACUAAUAUUAAAAGCUCUCAUAAUCCAUGCUAAGCAGUUUUACAACUGGCAGCGUAAUCGAAGAUCAUAUUUUGAAUAUGCGAUGGGUUCUGUGUGUAUUACUUUAGCAGUACUGUUUUUAUUGCUACACAACUUCCAAGGCCUUUUAGGUGCCACCGAUUUCUCGACAUCAUUUCAAAUGGUACUGUUUAACUUUACGUGUUACGAGCGAAAUUAUUAUCAUUAUUGUGUCCGAAUUUUUGAUGCUGUGUUUACUGUGGAAUUUCAAUUACGAGUACUGUUUGCUCUGAUAAUUGUAGUUGUCGCUUGUUUUAUUUAUAAAUCAGCGCUAGUAUGUGCGUACUUGUUUUCGUCGAUUCGAAAAUUGCUCUCAACAUGCCGUUUUACAAGCUGUUUUACGAAUAUAUACUUGACAAACACACAAAGAAGAGAUAAUUACAAACACUUGGAACCGUUCUAUUCCAAUUUCACACAUAAUCCAAGUUGAAUGACACACGAUACUUGUGAAUUGUACAUCGUAAUGUCGUGUGUGUGUGUGUGUAUCCGAUGAUGACAAAUUGUUGCUACAUAUAUCACGCGAUGAUAUGUUCCUGAUUUCGAGAGAGAAAAAAUCUUUCGCGUCGUACUAUACAAUAAGAAUUAACCGCGAGAUUUAUAAGCAUUAACGGAGGCAUCUACAAUUAUAUGAAGGAUAGAGGACUAACAUGACACGACAUAAACUGAAUUCUAGCCUACGGUUAAUCAUAGUCUUCCUAGAAUCCUAAAGAAGAGUAUGACUUUGCUAUAUUGAUUAGGGCAUGGCCAAUUAACACUAUAUAGCUGGUUAUAAACGAGGAAUGCGUAACGAAGGAGUUACUUCUCGAGAGUACCCUAAAUUAACAGCUCUAUAUCGUUUUAUAUAUAUACUAGACAUGGCUUAUACAUUAGAGAGUCCGCAAUCUUUUCAUCCUUUUUUGUUUUUUUUUUCCCUUCCGUGCUUUCUUUCAGCAUAAUUUAACUUAUAUUUAUACGAGAAAAAAAUGAGAAAAGAGAGAAAAACCUACGAUCAAAAGAGAUAAAAAAAAGCGCGAUGGUUUAUUAUGUGUAAGAGUUCCACGUUAUUUUUGUAACGAUAUUUUUAUUCCUUACUCGCUCUUAUACAUUGUCUUAUUAUAUAUUGUAUCAUUAAUUUUAAUUCUUUACGCGAGCAUUAUGUGUUCCAUUGGCUGUUUCAGAUGCUAUCUCAGCGUACUCGGAUACGUUAGAGUAUCGUUCCUUCGGCAAGCGUUGUUGAAGGCACGGUAUUAAGGCCUGCUAUUUUGAUCUAUCUCGUUUUAUUUGCGCAAUUGGAUGAACCAGAGCUGCUUCCAUAUAUAAACUGUAUUUAUAUUAUUUAUACAUAUUUUUUUUGUUUCAUUAAUUUUAUAAUUUCAUAUCUUACUUAAAAAGAUAAAAAAGCGUUAUCGACCGACUUUUAUUAUACAUUUCAUUGCAUUUUAGUUGUUUUUUUCAAUGUUUAUCUUGUAUUUUUCGUUCUUUUUCUCUUUGUUUUAAAUACUCAGUCUGAGAUGAGGUGACAACAAAUUGUAUACAUAGCUUGUCGUGGUGUCUUGUUCAACAUGAGAGAAAGAGAAAAGGCGAUUUAUUCGUAUAGUGAAUUAGAUGUAACAAGUAUUGUUGUUAAUUCUACUUUACGAUUUAACUGCAUUCCAAAUAGAGAUCAUUUUAUCUUUCACUUUUAUGAGAUAUAAAAAUUUAAAUUCCUUAGUGCCAAAAGAAGAAGGAAAAAAAAAAAAGAAAAAGGACAGACUAAUCAGAGUAUUUUAUACACAACACGUAUUGCUUACGGUUUAUUUUUUAUUUCUCAUAAGUUUAUCUUAUUCAUGUUUUUGAGUUUGCGUCGUGUGUGGGUAUCGAAGCUCUUAGAGUAAGAAAACAAAAAAAAUAUUACAGUUAAAUCCUUGCUUAGUCAGUUAAAGUACAAAUAUUUAAUGUAUUCUAUCUUUAGACGAUAAGUAAUGAGAGGCGUGUAAUCGCGUAUAUGUUGUUACUUGGUUUCAUUCCUCAAACAGCACUAGCUUUAUUUAUUUGCAUUAGUUACUCGAUGUAAUACUUAACAGGCUGAGAACGAGCGAAUGAACGAAGGAAUGGACGAGUGGACGAACGAACGAAUGAAUGAAAGAAUUAAUUAAUUAAUUAAUUCACGAAUAAACGAACGAACGAAUGAAUGAAUGAAUGAACAAACGAACGAACGAACAAACGAAUGAAUGAAUGAAAGAAUGAAUGAAUGAAUGAAUGAACAAAGAAAGAAAGAGAGUGUGUAUGGAAGAGAGAGAGAGAGUAAAGAAAAGUUUUUGCCAUUGCCCUAUACACCUGUAAUAUUAUUUUGAUAUUAAAACACACGUUCCUUUUUGGAGGUACUUUGUUUACAUAUCAAAUUGACCACUAAAACACAUUACACAUACAGUUGCAUUCCAUCGGUAUGCUGAAACAGUGUCAACUUGCAUAAUAGCGUACCGUUGAAGUUCGGUGAUCUCCGUGUUUCCACACUUACUUUUAAGUAGCGAUCGCGAGACUGACUGAGAGAAAUCGUUUGCUCUGAGAGUGACACUGUCAUCGGUUGCGUUAUCGUUCGUGAAGCUUGUUAUAGCGAGAGGAAGAGAGAGAGAUCACACUGUGAGCUUUUAAUCGUUAAGGGAGAAAUAAGCUUCCGUUUGUACGUCGAGCGAUUGCUCCAGCAGAAUCGAGCCCGAGCUAUUGUCACGUUUCUCUAUGCAAAAUUAGUUUAGCGACACUUUCUCGAAUCUAUCUAAUUAAAUGACUACUCUAUACGCAUAUUACACCACCACCGAGUAUCCGGAACGAUACUUCUUAACGAUUCGGCUUGUGUUAUUUAUGGCGAUUCAUCUUGUCGAUAUUGUAGCUAUUUUAAAUCGAUACUGCGGAUUUACUGUGUGUAAACCAUGUUUUCCUGAAACCUCCAUUGGUAUUUUACAUAGAACGACUGUCUUUGAAAAAAAAAAGAAAGAAAAGGAGAAAAGAACGAAAGAAAGGGAAAGGUUUUAAAUGUUCCGACAUCACUUAUACUUCAAAAUGUAAACUGUAUAAGAAUAGUACAACUGAUGAAAAGGUAAAUUGUAAUGCAAUAUGGAAAGCGUGUAUACCGAUAUAUAUUUUUUAUAUGCUAAUGGGAUGCCAAGGAGCAUGGUCAUCUUGUAAUGUAAACGUAUUAUUUAGAAUUCACACGUCCAGAUUGACUGUGUACGCGAAUCAGUUCCCACCUUCACCCCGCGGAAACUCUACUCAGCCUUUAUAUUUAAACACACGUCAUCGGACUACUUGAAUUUCUCAAGUAUUUCAAUAUGUAUCUAUUUCUUAAGUUUACAAGUCUUACGAUUUUUAAUCUUCCAAAGUUUGUCAAGGCUAGUCCCCGAGAUACCUAUAUAACAGAUCUAACUCUCUUCUUUAUUUUUUUUUCUCUCUGUUUACCGCGAAUCAGCUUUUUUCUACCUUGUACCUAUAAAAGAAAAUUUUAGUUUCAUUUUUAUAUGAAAUAUUCAAAUUUAUGGUAUUAUACGUAUACACAUCUAUAUACACUUUUACAAAAAAGAAAAAAAAAUAUUUUAAUCUACAUAAUGUAUUACAUAAUUAAAGAUAUGGAACAUUUGCUAUACUUAUAUAUUUGUCAAAUGUAUUAUAUUGAAAAUAUUUUAUUAUAGGAUGGACGAAAAAGAUUUAGCCUUAAAGUAAAUGUUCUCUGUUGAUCGUACAUUGCUUCAUCAUAUCAACUCAAUUUUGCCAUUACCUGUCAAUUCAUAUGGUACUAUCCUAUACUAAGAUAUUCUCAAAUGAUAUCACUAUGCAGUUAUUUGAAAACGUGUAGAAGUAUACAUUCUUGUCUGCGCAUAGCUGCAAUGCAAUAAUAAUAUAUUGUGAUGCUCACAAAGCACAUAUAACACAAUUUACCAAAAUUAUAAUGUUUAAAUAUUUCAUGUGAUUUUGGAAACUGUUAUAUUUUUUAUUUCCUGCCAAUUGUUUAAUUUGUAAUGUUGUUCUUUGUUCUUUUUCAAUAAAGUAAUCAACCGAA